Messenger RNA from Phytophthora infestans T30-4, 756 nucleotides. RefSeq names its product structural maintenance of chromosomes protein, putative. Gene Ontology annotation, molecular function: single-stranded DNA binding; ATP hydrolysis activity; damaged DNA binding. Gene Ontology annotation, cellular component: nucleus; Smc5-Smc6 complex; site of double-strand break. The record is from RefSeq and is a predicted model, not a curated record. The coding region runs from base 1 to 756 and encodes 251 amino acids. The transcript has a single exon. Lineage: Eukaryota; Oomycota; Peronosporomycetes; Peronosporales; Peronosporaceae. Gene Ontology annotation, biological process: double-strand break repair via homologous recombination.
AUGGCGCGACAACCGGCACCAAAGAAGCAGAAAACGUGGCGCAGUUUGGCUGCGUCGUCAACGCUCCAUGGUGCAUUUCCAAUCACUCCAGCAAAUGCAGCUCAAGUGCUUUCAGAAACUCAAACGGAGGUGACACGGUUCGACGGGCGAGCUGCCGCAGUGAUCGCAGCAGCAGGGUCCGACGCCAACGCUGCUCCACCAACUGGAUCCAGUGCCACGCCAGAAAUGGGUGUGAUUGAGGAGAUCUACUGCGAGAACUUCAUGUGCCACCGCAAACUGCGGGUGACACUGAGCCCCCACAUCAACUUCAUAACGGGUGAAAAUGGCAGUGGCAAGAGUGCCAUCAUUGCUGCCAUCCAGAUUUGUUUCGGUGCCAGUGCACGUACGACGCACCGUGGCAAGAACAUCAAGUCAUUCAUCAGGCACGGGUGUGACGGUAAUGCCUUCGUCCGCGUCACGCUUCGCAAUGAUGACGGUGCCGGUAGUGACGCCUUUCAGGCAGACAAGUAUGGCAAGAAGAUCAUCGUGGAGAGACUCAUUCGCAGAGACGGAUCAGCAGAGUAUAGACUGAAGAGUGAAAAGGGGAUGCUGGUGUCCAAGCUUAAGAGCGAAUUGGAAGCGAUGAUGGAUCACCUGAACAUUCAAACGGACAACCCGUGCGCCGUUCUGGACCAAGACAACGCCAAGUUGUUCUUGAAGGGCACGUCGCAGGACAAGUACAAAUUUUUCCUCCAGCCACGGAUCUGGCCAAGAUGA